Molecule: messenger RNA, 525 nt
Organism: Aspergillus nidulans FGSC A4
Lineage: Eukaryota; Fungi; Ascomycota; Eurotiomycetes; Eurotiales; Aspergillaceae
Exons: 2
Coding region: 1-525 (174 amino acids)
Molecular function (GO): carbon-sulfur lyase activity
Source: RefSeq, a predicted model, not a curated record
AUGGUCAUGUCUACUAGUGCCGCACCCACACCCUCAGCCUCAGCCUCAGCCCCGCAAACCGCCAACUCCAAUGGUUCCAUCGCAUGCGCAAACACCGUUGCAACGCUCACGGGGACAUGCCCCUGCGGCUCAAUAUCUGUCACAGUCACCGAUCGCUCAUUGGAAGGCAAACACGGGCAAAGGGACAGCAACCCCAACCUCACCAUUGACGCUGAGAAAACAGCGAUUCAAGAUCGACAGAAGACCCUGAAAAUGUAUUUUGAUUUGGAUACAAUGAGCGGACGGCAGAUCGAGAAAUUUUUCUGUUCGAGUUGCGGUUGUCCCAUCAUGUCGAUGACCGCUCUAUUACCGGGACAGGUGAAUCUGACCAUGGGGCUGUUUCCACGGAUCCCUGCGUCUGGGUUCGAGACGACUUCGUCUGCUUUCCAGCCCCAUCGCCAUCAAAAUCCUCACCCUCGAUCACUUGAAGGCAGGUUAGACGAUGUCGUGCAAUGGAGUGCUAAGGCAAAUGCGGGGUUAGCAUGA